Stereum hirsutum FP-91666 SS1 is the source of this 711-nucleotide messenger RNA. RefSeq lists its product as uncharacterized. The record is from RefSeq and is a predicted model, not a curated record. The transcript has 3 exons. Lineage: Eukaryota; Fungi; Basidiomycota; Agaricomycetes; Russulales; Stereaceae. The coding region runs from base 1 to 711 and encodes 236 amino acids.
AUGAACGCGAGGCUUAAUGGCAGGACGUCAAUGAAGUCGCCCUAUAAUGACUCCGUGGACCCUUUCAUUAUUGGCGCCAAAGCCGCGGAGACGUUUCGCCUAUUAUCGAGAAUGGUCAGCGUUGAGGUUCGUCGCGGCUCGAUAGCAUUCAAGGUAGCAGAUUGGUGCACUUCGAACCAAGCACGGAUCGCACACGAGACCCUCAAGAAAGAGGGUUCAUGUUCGACCAAUCUGGUUGAGAGUUCAGGAUACUUGAACACCGAAGGAUGGGAAGGUGGGGCGUACACUGAUGGUCAGGAAGAUUUCCAGUCCAUCGGCCUACCGCUCAUGUGCAGUUGCGUCUGCAAGAUUGCCAUCAGUUACAUUAUGAUCGAGGACAGAUAUCAAGGGAGUACCACGGCUCGUCUCCUCUACUCACGAAGUCGACAUGGACGUCUCGACAAACCUGAAUACAAGCAAGGAAAAGGUACCGGACGAAAGCCGCCCAGCAACCCAUUAAUAGUGCAUCAUAACGAGGAGGUCAGUGGGGUACCCACAGCCACGCCAGCAGCCAACGAAGGCCGCACAGGAGCGGCCAAACUGCUCGAGGCUCUUCCGAACCGCACGAUGAAACGCUGGAGAGGUUGCUUCGCCGAAGUCAAUCGACAGCUGCACUCGCAGCGCCUCAGUGUAAUUAAAGAAGGCUCUGACCUGGCAACGGUUCAGCUUUGA